UCAGCGAGACAUGUCAAAAUGCGAGUCGUGUUGACAAUUGGAUUUGAGGUUACGCUCAAAUCGAUGUGCUAAGAAGGAUUGAAGUUUUAAGGCGGAAGUUAAUUCAAUAAUAUAAAUAAAUUGUUUGAAAAAAUGUUGGCUCGAAUAGUAAAAUCAGUUCAAACAGGGAGUGUUGCAUUGCGACAAUAUCCACGUGCAGCAGUCUAUGUACAAAUCAAACACUUCAGUGAUAAAGCCGAUAAUGAAACAGUAACCAAUAGCUCAAGUGAAGAAAAAUUAAGCGAUAAAUUGGGCUCAUUUGCGAAAGCAUUCAAAGAAUUUGAACAAAUCAAUGAGAAGAAGGAUGAAACGCCCGUCCAUACUGUACCAUUUAAGAAGCUGCUGAGACAAUCAAAACUCGUCGAUCUGGGUGACCCAUUGAAUAAAAUUGUGUCAGGGAAGAUUGUGCAUACGGUUGGCGAUGAUUUGUACAUUGAUUUCGGAUGGAAGUUCAAUUGUGUGUGCGUUCGACCAGGAAAGAAUGGAGAAUUAUACGUGCGAAACGCUAAAGUGAAACUCCAAAUCAAAGAGCUUGAGUUGUCAUCACGAUUUUUGGGUGAAGACAAGGAUUUAACCAUUUUAGAAGCCGAUUGUAAAUUGCUUGGUCUAAUUUCAUCGCCAAAAUCACAAAAGAAGACGCUGUCAUCGUUUUAAAAUAAUUGAAUAAUUGAUUAGGAAUAAAAAAAAAAUUAUGUACAAAAAA
This is a messenger RNA of Sitodiplosis mosellana (orange wheat blossom midge), 742 nucleotides long. RefSeq names its product 28S ribosomal protein S28, mitochondrial (gene mRpS28). NCBI's taxonomy places the organism in Eukaryota, Metazoa, Arthropoda, Insecta, Diptera, Cecidomyiidae. Gene Ontology annotation, cellular component: mitochondrial small ribosomal subunit. The record is from RefSeq and is a predicted model, not a curated record. The transcript is spliced from 3 exons. The coding region runs from base 133 to 693 and encodes 186 amino acids.